This is a messenger RNA of Seriola aureovittata, 2130 nucleotides long. RefSeq names its product DNA meiotic recombinase 1 (gene dmc1). Gene Ontology annotation, cellular component: nucleus; condensed nuclear chromosome. The record is from RefSeq and is a predicted model, not a curated record. The transcript has 14 exons. Gene Ontology annotation, molecular function: ATP binding; ATP-dependent DNA damage sensor activity; ATP hydrolysis activity. Lineage: Eukaryota; Metazoa; Chordata; Actinopteri; Carangiformes; Carangidae. Gene Ontology annotation, biological process: DNA repair; DNA recombinase assembly; mitotic recombination. The coding region runs from base 774 to 1802 and encodes 342 amino acids.
AGCCCAGCACCUAAAUGUAAUGCAGCAUUAAUUCAUGUUUCUUACACCUUUGCUUUUCCUGGCUGAAGUGUCAACAUGUCUGUGGUGAAAAGGCCUGUUACUGUACUAAUGAUGUUAAAGUUGUUAUUGUGUGGUUUAUACAAUUAUGCCUGGCCCCAAAAAUUAUAUAAUACAUAAGAAAAAUAGAAAAUACAUAAUAUCUGUUGACGUUAUUUUAAAUGCCAGUGUCCAAUGUUGCCUUCACUGCUAUUUUUCACCUGGAGUUUGUACCGGUAACAUGUUGCCUUUGGCUUAAAGCAGAAACUAAUUGGUAUUUUUUUGAAAAGUCAAACUUGCUAUAAAUCACUUUAUGGAGUUGUAUGUAUUCCUUAAGGUCACCAAGUACCGCCCCUGGUUCAAAGUACCAAGUAUUAACAAGUGGGUAAAAUCAUAUGGGUUAGAUAGCCUACGUGUAUGUUCAUUCAACUUGCAAACUUCUAAUUUCCGGUUGCACUUGAACACGUCUAGAGUCAGAAAUUCCCGCCAGUUGCGGCAAGAAAGUCACUUCAAGAACAAAAGAGCUGCUAGCUUUUUUAACUUAAAAGGGUAUUCUUUCUUCUGCCAGUAACUUAAUGUUAUCGCUGUGUACUAGUUCACAUGAACGAACAAGUUAAUUUGUAAACUUCAAUAAAGACAGUUUAAUUUAUUUUGUGAGCUGUUGAAAGGCAACAGAACUACGUGCUAGCAGCUAAUUUAACUAGCUUAAAAAGCCUUUGACCCAUACUACACUGAAAAUGAAAUCUGCAGGAGAUCAGGUUGUUGAAGAUGAUACUGGCUUCCAUGAUGAUGAGGAGUCCUUCUUCCAAGACAUUGACCUCCUACAGAAACAUGGGAUUAAUGUGGCAGACAUCAAAAAGCUGAAGUCAGUGGGUAUCUGCACUGUGAAGGGGAUCCAGAUGACUACGCGCAAGGCUCUGUGCAACAUCAAGGGCCUGUCAGAAGCGAAAGUGGAAAAAAUCAAAGAAGCUGCAGGGAAAAUGCUGAACGUUGGUUUCCAGACGGCCUUUGAGUACAGUGCGAAGAGGAAGCAGGUGUUCCACAUCACGACUGGGAGCCAGGAAUUUGAUAAACUUUUGGGUGGAGGUGUCGAGAGUAUGGCAAUCACCGAAGCAUUUGGAGAGUUCCGUACAGGAAAAACCCAGCUGUCUCACACACUUUGUGUUGCUGCUCAGCUGCCAGGCGAGGACGGCUACGCAGGCGGGAAAGUCAUUUUCAUUGACACAGAGAACACCUUUCGUCCAGACAGACUGAGAGACAUCGCUGACCGGUUUAAUGUGGACCACGAUGCUGUGCUGGACAAUGUGCUAUACGCCCGGGCCUACACCAGUGAACACCAGAUGGAGCUGUUGGACUUUGUUGCAGCCAAAUUCCAUGAGGAGAGAGGAGUGUUCAAACUGUUGAUCAUCGACUCCAUCAUGGCUCUGUUCAGAGUAGACUUCUCUGGUCGGGGGGAGCUGGCUGAGCGGCAGCAGAAACUGGCCCAGAUGCUCUCCAGACUGCAGAAGAUCUCUGAAGAGUACAAUGUAGCCGUGUUCAUCACCAACCAAAUGACCGCUGAUCCUGGAGCAGGAAUGACGUUUCAAGCUGAUCCCAAGAAGCCAAUUGGUGGGCACAUCCUGGCUCACGCCUCCACCACACGGAUCAGUUUGAGGAAGGGACGUGGAGAGAUGAGAAUUGCCAAAAUAUUUGACAGUCCCGACAUGCCUGAGAAUGAGGCCACUUUUGCCAUCUCUGCUGGAGGAGUUACUGAUGCCAAAGAGUGAAAGAGGAGGGAGGAGACACAGGUGUUAGCACAGUUUCCCUGUUGCCGUCACUUUAAAGUUAUGUAACGUAUUCGCAAUGAAUUUAUUUAUUGAAUUUUAAUAUAAUUUAUAUAACUUUAUAUAAUAUUUCAGUUACAUUGCCAAUCUUGUACUUUGAUGCUAUGGUUUUUUUUAAUUCUAUUUAUAGGCUUUGUUGUAUUUUCUGUGUUUCAGAAAUGUUAAUAUAAACAAAAAUAAUAAGAAAACAGUUUGUUAUGUUUUUUUAAUAGUUUUAAGGUUAUUUUUUAAUAGUCUACCCGCAGAUACAAGCUAAAAUGUAAAGGUAGGU